Orbicella faveolata is the source of this 1194-nucleotide messenger RNA. RefSeq lists its product as uncharacterized. Lineage: Eukaryota; Metazoa; Cnidaria; Anthozoa; Scleractinia; Merulinidae. The record is from RefSeq and is a predicted model, not a curated record.
AUGGCUGGUGGCGAAUUUCAGACAGGGGACAUGGGUAACCCCCCUAACAGGGCCUCGGUUAUGUGCAAGAUGGAAAAGCAUUGCAUUGGCGAGAAACCAAGACCAAAAACAACAACAACAAAACAGACAACAAGCAAAGUCCAAACUCAACGCAGCAGAGGCAAAAACGAGAGAACAAAGCCAAACGGGGUGGACAGCAAAACAGGAAGCAAAACCAAAACGAAGCAAGGCAAAGGAAAAACUGGACGACAAUGCGGCAACAACGAAGGACACGGUGCAGCGACAGAACCAACAAGGCGAGUAGGAGGAACAGGACCAGACCAAACACGAGGAGCAGAAGUUACAACAGGCGAAGCAGCAACGGAACUAACAGGACCAGACCAAACACGAGGAGCAGAACUUAAAGCAGGCGAAGUAGCGACGGAACAAACACGAGAGGCAGGAGAACUCACAAAUGUAACAGCAGGCGAAGCAGCAAUGGAACUAACAGAGCUACCAUAUGGAACAGAAGCGACGGGACGACUGGGUGGAACAGGACCAGACCAGACACGAGUAGCAGCAGCACUUACAGGACAACUAGAGGCAACAGCGGGCGAAAAGGCAGCAGAACAACUGGACUCAGCAGGCAAAAAACGAGGCGAAGACAAGCACAUCAUUCUAACAAGAAGGCUCAACAAUAUCCUCAGAAGACAUCUUAACAAACACAACGGAACAACAAAACCGCCAAAAUACGUGAAAAAAACUUCCGAGUGGGUCAGUCAAAUUGUGGUAGCUGUUAAGAAGUCUGGUGAGCUGCGUGAAUGCAUCGAUGCCAAACCUCUCGAUGCUGCUUUUAAGAGGGAACAUUACCAAAUUCCAGUUGUCGAUGAAUUGUUGCCUGACCUGACAGAUGCACGUGUGUUUACUAAAGUCGAUUUAGCGUCAGCGUUUUGGUAUCUGGAGCUGGAUGAAGAAUCUAGCAUGCUCACAACCUUCGCUACGCCAUAUGGGCGAUAUCGUUGGCUUCGGUUACCGUCUGGUCUCAGCGUUUCGAGUGAAAUAUUUCAGAAACAUCGCCAUCAAGAAUUACAUGGUCUUCCCGGUGUUAAACGCAUUGCAGAUGAUGUUCUAAUCCAUGGUACAAACGAGACUGAUCAUGACAGCAAUUUUAGAACGGUUUAUGAGCAGAUGUCAGCAGAAACGCAUCAAGCUUAA